AUGGUAAAGACACUUCCUUUUGGACAGCAGGAGGUCCCUGUCCCUGGCUAUGGCGCUAUGGGGCUUAACUCCGCCAUGGGGAGCGAUCUCAACUACGAACAGGCUGAGCCUGUCCUCCUGAGAGCCGUGGAGCUCGGCUGUACAUUUUGGGAUACCGCUGUCGCCUACAAGAAUGGCGAGAAUGAGAAGCUCAUCGGGGAGUUUGUCAAGAGGCAUAACGUUCGUGAAAGGCUUUUCGUGGCGUCUAAGUGCGGUUUUGAUGUGUUCGGGCCUGUGCGAACAGUGACCAACUCGGCGGCUCAUAUCAAAAAAUAUAUCGAGGGCACGAUUGAGAGGCUUGGUUUCACCCCUGACCUCUAUUAUCUACACAGAAUCGAUCCCAACACCCCCCUCGAGGAAUCUAUUGGUGCCUUAGAUGAACUACGCCGUGCCGGCAAGACCAAGUAUAUUGGUCUCUCCGAGUGCUCUGCUACGACCUUGCGAAAGGCAAACUCGAUCGCCAAGAUCGAUGCUGUUCAGGCCGAGUACUCUGCCUUCGAGACACUACAUGAGACUAGUGGUCUCAUCGAUGCAUGCAAGGAGCUAGGCGUAGCAUUCGUAGCGUUCAGCCCAUUGGGACACGGCUGGCUCGUUGAUGACUUCGACUUCAAGUCCCCCGAUGACUUCGCACCCAAUGAUUUCCGACGCACCGUGCCGAAGUUCCAGGGCGAAAACUUCUACAAGAACAAGGCAAUUGUAGAUGAAAUCAAAACGCUGGCGAAAGCCAAAGGCUGCACGGUGGCGCAGAUCGCGCUAGCUUGGGUCGCCGCACAGGGUUUGAUCACUAUACCAGGCACAACCAAAGUUCCACGUCUGGAAGAGAACUGGAGGUCUCGAGAUGUUGUGCUGACGGAGGAGGAACUGAAGACAAUGCGAAAGAUUGUGGACGAUGCCAAGCCUGUUGGAGAGAGGUUCUCGGCUAUCUUCCAGUCAAUGGUCGGUCACUAG
Phaeoacremonium minimum UCRPA7 is the source of this 987-nucleotide messenger RNA. Its product is annotated as putative aldo-keto reductase protein. NCBI's taxonomy places the organism in Eukaryota, Fungi, Ascomycota, Sordariomycetes, Togniniales, Togniniaceae. The transcript is spliced from 6 exons. The coding region runs from base 1 to 987 and encodes 328 amino acids. Gene Ontology annotation, cellular component: cytoplasm. The record is from RefSeq and is a predicted model, not a curated record.